This is a messenger RNA of Dendroctonus ponderosae (mountain pine beetle), 3520 nucleotides long. Its product is annotated as brain tumor protein. NCBI's taxonomy places the organism in Eukaryota, Metazoa, Arthropoda, Insecta, Coleoptera, Curculionidae. Gene Ontology annotation, cellular component: nucleoplasm; chromatin. Gene Ontology annotation, biological process: positive regulation of DNA-templated transcription. The transcript has 15 exons. Gene Ontology annotation, molecular function: protein binding; zinc ion binding; ubiquitin-protein transferase activity. The record is from RefSeq and is a predicted model, not a curated record. Bases 181 to 2796 code for a protein of 871 amino acids.
ACCAGGUCAUUUUUGUGCUUAUGUGUGUGCAAUUUUCGGGAAAGUUUUCCAUUUUUUUCUGGAUAAACACUUGUACACACUAAUAAAAAUUGCGAGAAAGGCCUACAACAGGAAAACCGUUUGAAUAUAAGCGAAUCAGUUACCACAACCAACGAAAAUCUGCUUUUCCCAUAGUUUGUUAUGAAAUCGGAAGAAUUUGAUAUGGUUGAUGGUGCGUUGGAGAUGAAUGGAAAAAUAUGUGAAGAGUCUUUGGAAGAUGCUCUAUUGGCUGAUCCAGAUUGUUGUGGGAUUUGCGGAGACACCCUAAUGAAGCCUAGAUUGCUUUAUUGUCUACAUGUUUUCUGUGAACAUUGCUUGGAAACACAACUUAUGGAUGGGGGAGGUGAUGCUGGAAGUCCUAAUACAACUAUUGUUUGCCCCACUUGUGAAUUCGAAACUAUCGUGGGUMUUAAAAAAGUAGCCGAUCUACCUCUCGACGUGACCAAAACGAACGUAUCCGAUGUAUCUCAUUCAGUAAAUCCAACUUGCACCUCCUGUACUGCCAAAGAAGUGGCAAAAUCACGUUGCAAUACUUGCCACAAUUUGCUGUGCAAUAAUUGCGAUACGGCACAUCAUUAUAUGCGUUGCUUUGAGUCCCACUCUGUGGUUGCUUUGGAGGAUAUGCGUAAAGAGGGCAUCAAAAUAACCAUCCAUAAGCCUUUGGAAUGCGAAGAGCAUGCAGGCGAAAAUAUUAUUUACAACUGUGGGAUUUGCAAUUCUUUAAUAUGUGCUCUUUGUGCCAAAGGGGAUCAUAAGAGUCAUACCACUGAAGGGGUAGCCGACUCAGAAAUUCGAGUUCGCCAGGAAAUAGAAAUGCUUGUCGAUGAAAGUAAGAAAAAGGUGGAAAAGCUGAUGAAGUGCUCUGGCAGUGUUGAUAAUGGAUUGGAGGAAUUGUCGCACCAACGCAGUACUGCUAAAGACUUGAUUAAUGAAACAUACCAAAGUUAUAAGGCUGUUUUAGAAAAGUGUAAGGAUGAAUCUCUAGAAGAGUUGAAUACACUAUAUCAUGAUCGUUUUCUGAAAAUGAUGAAACAAUCAGUCGACAUUGCAAAAACGAUCAGUAAUUUUGAAGAUGCUUGCAAAUAUACAAGUAAACUGUUGGAGAGCGGAACCGUUCUGGAAAUGAUGUACUUGCGAAAAGUCGUUGCAUCUAGAUUACUUGGUUUAAACACCGCUCUUCCCAAGGUUGAAAAUUCUUACACUCUAGAGUUCAAGUCUGAUUUUAAACAUUUCGAGCAGGUCGUUAAAGACAACUUCGGCAUUUUUAUUACUGAGAGCUCGUCCUCCGAUUCACCACCUAAAAGUCCAACCGUUAGUAAUCAUGCAUCUCAAUUAUCUCCACUGGACAUGAGUGCCGUAGUUCUAUCGAAGCCUGCUUCUCUUACAAAUGGGAGCCCUAUUUCAAUGCCCACUUCUAUGCAGUCUAGCUUUGAAGGUGAAAUGACCAACAGUUUGCAGCAUUACAAUCAAUUGGCUAGUCCUCCUUUGCCACAAGUUUCUACUACUCCGGCGCCACAGGGCUACUCCAGCUUUGCAGAGUUUAAUAUCGCGCAGCUGGCCACACUUGCUGAAACUGCAAAUAGCGCAGCCACGUCUCCAACUCCACCAACAUUCAAUAUUGCCGAUCUUUUGACUAAUGACACCGCAUACAAGAAUCUGGCCUCGUUAGCCAAGUUGGGCCUCAAUACUACGGUCGAUUCAAAUCCCGCAAUAACAGCGAAUGGUGGAAAUAUGCUUGUGCGUUCAACAUCUACAGUCUCUUUAAAUCUGGCUAAUAACAUGAUAAAUGGUUUUGGCGGAGUUUCCACAUCUACAUCUCCGUUGCUAUCCACCCCAGAAGAUAUUAUUCCUACAGACGGAACUUUAACAAAUAUUUUGCCAUCAUCCGCCAAUAAUCCAAAUCCAGUGCCUAAUCGCAGCAACAAGGUGAGUCCAAUGCAAAUUAGAUGCAAAUUUGGACAAUUGGGGCCCAGUAAGGGACAAUUCAACUCACCCCAUGGAUUUUGCUUGGGUAUGGAGGAGGACAUUAUUGUAGCUGACACCAACAAUCAUAGAAUCCAGAUUUUUGAAAAAACCGGAUCAUUUAAGUUUCAAUUUGGUAUUCCUGGAAAAGAUGAAGGGCAACUGUGGUACCCGCGCAAAGUAGCAGUAAUGCGUCCUACUGGAAAAUACGUCGUUUGCGACCGCGGAAAUGAGCGAUCUCGUAUGCAAAUAUUUACCAAAAACGGCCACUUUCUAAAAAAGAUUGCAAUCAGAUACAUCGAUAUUGUUGCUGGUUUAGCGGUGACUGCAGCUGGUGAAAUAGUGGCGGUCGACAGCGUAAGCCCUACAGUUUUUAUUAUCCAUGAAAAUGGAGACUUGCUGCGUUGGUUCGACUGCAGCGACUACAUGAGAGAGCCAUCUGAUAUCGCCAUUCAUGGAAAAGAAUUUUACGUCUGCGAUUUUAAAGGGCACAACGUAGUUGUGUUCAAUGAGGAAGGACAAUUUUUGCGUCGCAUCGGAUGCGAAAAUUUAACAAACUUUCCAAAUGGUAUUGACAUAUCCGAUGCAGGGGAUAUUUUAAUCGGGGACUCUCAUGGUAAUCGAUUUCAUGUGGCUGUUUUUGCUAGAGAUGGUUCUCUAGUUUCCGAAUUUGAAUGUCCUUACGUUAAGGUUUCGCGUUGCUGUGGACUCAAAAUUACCUCGGAAGGUUAUGUGGUGACUUUGGCUAAAAACAAUCACCAUGUUCUUGUUUUGAACACCCUAUAUAUCCUUUAGGGACGGCGUUCCUCCAGGCCAUUGAUCUCUCAUUCGCACUCUUGUACAUAGCCAAGAACUGAUUUUUUCAUUUAAACUACCUAGUUUAAGGUUUUUAAUCGUUUCGAGAUGCAGUGUCCAGUUGUUUACCCGCCUCUAUCAAGAAGUGGUAUUAAGGUGUUUUGAUAGAAAAUGUUUUUCGAUGUGUGUAUUUUGUUCCUGCAGAACGUUGUUUCCUCAAGCCGCAAGAUGAUUUGAAUUUGGUGUUGUUCUGCAUGGACAUAUAUUUUAUCAAUACUGUAACAAUCUGUAAUUGACCGCAAGGUCUAUCUGUGUACCUUUCGAGAUAUAUUUACAUGUAUAAUAGGCUACGCACUCUUGUUUCUCUGCUUAACCUCGAAAAUUACGUACAUUCUUUGGACUAUCGCUUCAGUAUUUAAACGACUAUAACUACCUACUCUUGUAUAAAUAUACAUUAUCUUAAAUACUAUUAUAUAUGUAUUGUAUCUACUUAUAUUCGCAGGGGCAACGCCACUGUUCCGAUCGCGCCCGCCCCUGCGAUUUUUGCUACGCCAGAUAUUCAUUAUUGUAUUCCUAUUGCCUUGUUGUUUUACAUCAUCUGUGGUUAUUCAGGGUGGCAAGAGCAUUAACGCUCGUAUUUUUCGAAAUGUUUUUUCUUUAAAUUGUACUAAGGUUGUUCAUUUGUAUGUUAUAUUGGUUUAUGAAUAUAAUUAAAUAUUGUAAA